Molecule: messenger RNA, 4032 nt
Organism: Magnolia sinica
Lineage: Eukaryota; Viridiplantae; Streptophyta; Magnoliopsida; Magnoliales; Magnoliaceae
Product: transcription initiation factor TFIID subunit 4b-like
Exons: 16
Coding region: 174-3110 (978 amino acids)
Biological process (GO): transcription initiation at RNA polymerase II promoter
Cellular component (GO): transcription factor TFIID complex
Molecular function (GO): RNA polymerase II general transcription initiation factor activity; DNA binding; protein heterodimerization activity
Source: RefSeq, a predicted model, not a curated record
AAAUCUCUCUCUCUCUCUCUCUCUCUCUCUCUCUCUCUCUCAGGCAAGCUCUUUGGAAGUCUUCCCCCCCUCUCUCAUCACCAAAGGCAAGAUAUAUUUUUUAGGGUUUGGUUUCCGCCAUCUCUCUCUAAAGCAGGAAGCUGUCUGCUUUGCAUAUUUCAAACCAAGUUCAGAUGGAUCCUUUGAUUGUUAAGCUUCUUGAGGAUGAUGAGGAUGAGAACAUACAUUCUGGAAAGGAUGUGGAGGCAUUAACAGCUGCCUUAAACAGAGAUAUUGGAGGAGAGUCAGGAGACACGUCUAUUUCUCAGUCUGUUGAUCUAGAUGCUGGAGUAUCGUCCCAUGGAAGCAAUUCAUUGCGGAAUCAAUUACUUGGACAAACUCAAACUUCCAGUCAAGAAGAUCUUACACGCCAAGAUCAACAAGAAAAAGAACAUCAUCCACAGCCACAUGAGCAACUUUCAUCUGGAAUGGAGCUACUACUGCGUGGAUCUAGAGUUGAGACUCAGCACAAACAAGAUGGCCAUCCACUGGAAACUGAUAAGCUGCUAGUGCAGCAUAACCAGUCUGAAGAUGACCGGCAACAUCAACAGCCAGAGCAAAAUACACUUCAGCUAUCUGAAAACAAGCAGGCCACUCAGAUUUCUGAAAAAAAUCCUGGUCAGCAUUCAGAAGAGGAUAUUCAAAAGUUUCAGAACUCCGAAAGCCAACAACAACAAUCAAAAGUACAGCAGUUGGAUAAUCAAAACACACCAGCAGCAGACCAAGCACAUAAACCAAUGGCGGGGAAUAAAUCAAAUUGUAACAUACCUGUUCACAAGUUGAUUCCAAUUUUUUGUCCUCAUCUUGAUAAAGAUAGACAAAUGCAGCUUCAGGAUAGUUUUGCUAGAUUGAGGAAAAAUGAAAUUGGCAGAGACGACUUUCUGAGGACUUUGAGAAAUAUUGUGGGGAACGAGUUGCUCAUGUCUGCACUUCAGAAGUUACAGCAGCAGGAGCAUCAGGUUCGAGCUCAAGUUCAGGCUGCACGAAACUCGCAGACAAGUCCUGGUCAAUAUCCGCUACAGUCUCAAGCUUCAUCCCAGCAGCUUACCAUGCCAUCUAAUCCUGCUCAACAGUUAACUGAAGACAAAACAGUUUCACAACUUCAUCCAUCGAUCCAACAUCAGAAAGGAUCCGGAUCUCCUGCACAUCUGUCUUAUAUUCCAUCUUCGACAGUUGAAAUGCAGAAGGAUGCAUGCAUGCCAACCUCACAAAACAGUGCUCAGAAGCCCAGGGAGACGGAACAUCAGUCUGAUGUGCAGGUUAGCCACACUCCAUCCUCUGCAAACACUAUUGCAGGUAAUCAAGAAACGGAACCUUCUAUGGUCUCAGUUCAGACAGUUACCAAGCAACAACAGCUUCCUCGUCCAAUGAUUUCUUGGUAUCGGGAUCCAGCUAGUAAUUAUAGUACACAUCCAUAUCCUGGGCCUUCCGUUAGUGUUGCUGCAGCUUCUACUAAAUCCCAAACUCAAGGUCCACAAAUAAGGCAAGUUCUGCAUCCCCAAGGCAUGGCUUCAAUUCAACGCGCUGCAUCUCAGCCCAAGAACCAAACCAAUGUGCGCCGGUAUGAGCUAAGAAGUGCAAUGAAUGAAGCCAAGAAGGUGCAUGGUGGAUCUCCUCCUAACCUGACAAGUAAUUCAUCACUAGAUCCUAAUGCAUGUCAAUCAUCAUCAAAUAAAGACCAGACAAGUAGCAGUUCAUCACCGACGACUUUUCCGAAACAGGAACUGGUUGAUCAGAUGGCUAAACAACAGCUCAUGCCUCCAUUAUCAGCUCCACAGAGCUCCUCUUCUUUUGGGGCAAUACACAUUGGCCGAGGAAACCCAGCUCUUGGUCCUUUGAGGGAUGAUUCCAUUGAGAAGCAAUCAGCUAGAAUGGGCUUUCCUACCCCUAUGAACAUGAUGACCAGACAUCAAAAUUCAGGUCCUGUUUCAACACAACCAGAACAUAUGAUGCAGAUGAGGUCUCAAAACCCAUCUGCAACCACACCAGUUGGGACUGGAACUAAUGUGAGGACACCGUCUAAGAAACCAUCUGUUGGUCAGAAGAAACCACUUGAAACACUUGGCACUCCCUCACCACAGUCCAGUAAAAAGCAAAAGGUAUCAGGGGCGCCUGUAGAUGAAAGCAUUGAACAUCUCAAUGAUGUUACUUCUGUCAGUGGAGUUAAUAUAAGAGAAGAGGAAGAGCAGCUACUUUCUGCACUGAAGGAGGAAAGCCAUGCUUCAGAAGCAAAUCGAAGGGUUGUACAAGAGGAAGAAGAAAGGCUGAUUCUGCAGAAGGUCCCUCUUCAGAAGAAAAUAUCAGAAAUCAUGUCUAAAUGUGGGAUAAAGAAUAUGAGGAAUGACGUGGAGCGUUGCCUCUCAAUGUGUGUUGAGGAACGAAUGCGUGGGUUGAUAAAUAACCUUAUAAGACUAUCGAAACAGAGGGUUGACAUUGAAAAGCCAAGGCACUCGAUUUUUAUAACUUCAGAUGUUCGAAGCCAAAUUUUAAUGAUGAACAGGAAGGCCAAGGAGGAGUGGGACAAAAAGCAAGCUGAGGAGGCUGAAAAGCUCCGGAAAAACAAUGAAACUGAGGGAAACACAGGAGCUGAUGUGGACAAGGACAAGGAUGAAGGUCGUGUAAAGGCUCCCAAGGCAAACAAGGAAGAAGAUGAUAAAAUGCGAACAACGGCUGCAAACGUUGCUGCACGAGCUGCUGUUGGAGGGGAUGACAUGCUAUCAAAAUGGCAACUCAUGGCUGAGCAAGCUCGGAAGAAGCGCGAAGGGGGGCAGGAUGGGGCAUCUGGUGCACCAGGGAAAGAUACAAACCCCCGCAGGCCUUUGCAGAUAUAUGGAAAAACCAGCAGGGACAACCAAGAAGCUGAACACAGAGUUCCCUCUUUGGCUGCUACUGCAUGUGGGGCUACAAAAAAAUUCGGGUGGAACCAACCAAUCAUGUCUCAGGCAAAAAUCAUGCGUACCAUUUCAGUUAAGGACGUGAUCGCAGUCUUAGAAAGGGAGCCACAGAUGGCAAAGUCGACUUUAAUCUAUCGCUUGUAUGAGAGAAUGCAUGCUGAUGCUGCAGCAGAAUAGUCAGGUAAAUUGGCAGCGGUGCAUGAGGUAUGCAAUUUUUCAGCCCAUGGUCACCAAUCUUACAACACUCAUGGUCAGGCCGUUUCUUUCCUUUAUUAUAACUGGAGUGUCUGUAGGGCUGUGUCAAUAUCUAUCCUUGUUAAAUUCUCUGAUCGCCAUCUCUUACUACAAUAAUCAAUUGUGUUCUCGCCAUUCCGACAACAACGAACAUCUCUUCCGGAAGGUGCUUGUUUGAAUUCUUGAGCUUUGAGUGGCUAUUCAUUCACCUGAAUACACAUGCGUAGUAUGCUUUGGAGAUCACGUUUUAUCUACGAGGCCCGUGGUUCGGUAAUCCACUGACACCAAGGUGGAUGGGCCAUGUCCAAAAUACCUCCUUGAUGUGAUCCUCAUAGGCCUUUAAUUACAGCAACAGCGCACAUUUUCAACUAUGGCAUUUUUAUUUUUUUUUGCUGGCAUGGCCCAUCCACACUGGAUAUUAUUUCCUGGCAUGUGUUUUAUGCAUCCAACUGGAAAUAAAUAUACUGGGGUUUUCCGGGCUAAGAUUUUCUGAUGUAGCGGGUGAGGGGGGAUUUUGGGACCCAAGACUGUCGAUGAUGGGGUGGGGCCAAUUUGUCAAAAGAUGCAAAGAGAGAGAACUUGAUAUUACUACCCAAUAAAAUUGCUACUUCCAAGUUCCAAUCUCAAAGCCAGCAUUGCUUCCACAAGAUUCUGAGAAGCGCAUUUUCUCCCUUGUUUCGUAAUAUCUCAACUUGUUGCCUGAGGCAAAGCCUUUCUUUGGCUUGUAUGUUAUGAGUCAGAAUCCUUUUCUUCACUAUUACUGAAAAAGAUGAUUGAAAUUCAUGGGCCUGUGAUUAGCCAGACUCCUUGUUUGAUGUGUUCUAAUUUAUCAGUGAUAACCUGGAUUGCAGUUGGUUUGUCUUAA